Molecule: messenger RNA, 753 nt
Organism: Symbiodinium necroappetens
Lineage: Eukaryota; Dinophyceae; Suessiales; Symbiodiniaceae
Source: the annotation of a GenBank genome assembly
AUGGCGCAGAAGGCAGAGCUCGUCGAUCGAAUCAAAAGCUUGCAGAGAACGGACGAGAAUGCCAAGCAGGCAUGGUGGAGCUACUGCGAAGAACAGCACAACGGAGUCAAGGAUCCGAAUCGGCACGAUGAGUACACCUUGUCGAACUUCCUGUCGAGUUACGAAAGUGGAGGAUGCGGUAAAGGCGGAGGUUACACCCCCAGCAGACCUCAACAGAGGACCCCCACUUCGCGAUUCGCGCCAGCCCCAACAUACCAGUCGCGAAUUCCUGCAGCCGUGCCCCGGCUAACUCCGUCAGCUCGGCCAGUAAUGGCUGCUCCAACUCCAUUGAACCCCAUGGCAGAGGUCGUGAAGGUCGGGCAGAGGACCUCGCCAAACUGGCGAGCUGCGUGGCAGACAUUCUGCGCUGCCUACGGAAACGCCGUCAACGAUCCCACAAAGCAUCCAGAGAACUUUUUGCGGCAAUUCAUUGAUUUCGUUGGCGAGACUGCAUUGCGAGAGCUGGAGCUGAGCGGCGCAGCAGUAGAAGCACCGCCAACUAAAAGGCCGCGAUUUGAAACUCCAGUUGCGGAGUAUGGUGAUGAGCAGAAGGCCGCUCUGGUUGAGAAGAUCAAGGUCAUGCAGAGAUCAGACCCGACUGCUAGAGAAGCAUGGUGGUCGUACUGCGACCUUACGAACAAGGGCAUCCGAGAUCCCAAUCGGCAUCAAACUUCCUCCCUGGAGCAGUUCCUGUCGGAGCAGGGGCAGCUGUGA